Melozone crissalis (California towhee) is the source of this 537-nucleotide messenger RNA. RefSeq names its product syntaxin 5 (gene STX5). The transcript has 5 exons. The annotation marks the transcript as partial. Lineage: Eukaryota; Metazoa; Chordata; Aves; Passeriformes; Passerellidae. The record is from RefSeq and is a predicted model, not a curated record.
CCGCACUUCCGGCGGAAGCGACGUGGCGGUGACGUCAGCGCGGCCGGUGCUCCCGGUGGCGGCUCCGGAGCCCGCGGCCCCGAUGAGCCCCGAUGCAGGCGCGCCGCCGGCUCGGGCCUAGGCAGCGGGAACCGGCCCAGGCCUCCCCCCCGGGGCCCCCCCGCGCUCCGGUCCUGCCGCCGCCACCGGAGCCGCCCCCGGCCGCCGACGUCAUGUCGUGUCGCGACAGGACCCAGGAGUUCCUGUUCGCCUGCAAAUCGCUGCAGGGACGGCAGGUCGGGGGGCUCCAGGUGGGCAGAGCAGCCCCCGGGCCAGGGCGGCAGCGCAGCGAGUUCAGCCUGAUGGCAAAGCGCAUUGGGAAGGAUCUCAGCAACACCUUCGCCAAGCUGGAGAAGCUGACCCUGCUGGCCAAGCGCAAAUCCCUGUUCGACGACAAAUCCGUGGAGAUCGAGGAGCUGACCUACAUCAUCCGGCAGGUCUGGGCUUUGGGGGUCCCCCUGCCCCUCUGGGGGUCCCGGCGGGGUUUUGGGGGUCCGG